This is a messenger RNA of Hemicordylus capensis (graceful crag lizard), 1567 nucleotides long. RefSeq names its product tropomyosin 2 (gene TPM2). The transcript has 9 exons. The record is from RefSeq and is a predicted model, not a curated record. The coding region runs from base 133 to 987 and encodes 284 amino acids. Gene Ontology annotation, molecular function: actin filament binding. Lineage: Eukaryota; Metazoa; Chordata; Lepidosauria; Squamata; Cordylidae. Gene Ontology annotation, cellular component: actin filament. Gene Ontology annotation, biological process: muscle contraction; actin filament organization.
GCAGCGCGAGCCGCCCGGGGCGCCCAGCCAGUCUCCACCGCGCCCGGCUCCACUCGCGUCUCUCGCCCGCCUGCUCGCCUCCCUCCUUCUUGCGCUCGCCGUCCGUCCCGUCGGGCCCCGCCAGCCGCAGCCAUGGAAGCCAUCAAGAAGAAGAUGCAGAUGCUGAAGCUGGACAAGGAGAACGCCAUCGACAGAGCCGAACAGGCCGAAGGCGACAAGAAGCAGGCCGAGGACCGCUGCAAGCAGCUGGAGGAGGAGCAGCAAGGGCUGCAGAAGAAGCUGAAGGGGACCGAGGAUGAGGUGGACAAGUACUCGGAGGCCGUCAAGGAGGCGCAGGAGAAGCUGGAGCUGGCCGAGAAGAAGGCGGCCGACGCGGAGUCUGAUGUGGCCUCCCUGAACCGCCGGAUCCAGCUGGUGGAGGAGGAGUUGGACCGAGCCCAGGAGCGCCUGGCCACUGCGCUGCAGAAGCUGGAGGAGACGGAGAAGAUGGCUGACGAGAGCGAGAGAGGCAUGAAGGUCAUUGAGAACCGAGCCAUGAAGGACGAGGAGAAGAUGGAGCUGCAGGAGAUGCAGUUGAAGGAGGCCAAGCACAUCGCGGAGGAAGCUGACCGCAAAUACGAGGAGGUGGCUCGGAAACUGGUGAUCCUGGAGGGGGACCUGGAGCGCUCGGAGGAGAGGGCGGAGGUUGCAGAGAGCCGCAUGAGGCAGCUCGAAGAGGAGCUCCGCACCAUGGAUCAGGCCCUCAAAUCCCUGAUGGCUGCCGAGGAAGAGUACUCCACCAAGGAGGAUAAAUAUGAGGAGGAAAUCAAGCUUCUAACAGACAAGCUCAAGGAGGCUGAGACCCGGGCAGAGUUUGCUGAGAGGUCUGUGGCGAAGCUGGAGAAGACCAUCGAUGACUUGGAAGACGAAGUCUAUGCCCAGAAGAUGAAGUACAAGGCCAUCAGCGAGGAGCUGGACAAUGCCCUGAAUGACAUCACCUCCCUCUGAGCCCCAUGGCGCAGAUCCCCUCCCCCCCGCCUGCCUGCCCCCCUCCCCAUCUCUUCACCUGUCUGUCUGUCUGUCUGUCUGUCCUCCCUCUGGCUGCUGCCUCUGCCUGCCCCUCUGGUCCCAGAGUGCUCCCUCCUUCCCGCGUGUACUUAGUGGAAGCUGGGGGGUGGGGAGGGAGUGUCAGCACCCCCUUGGCUAGGGAGAAAGGGGGUGCUCCCCCACCUGCUGCACCGUGAAGAGGAGGGGGCUCGGUCCAUGCCACAAGUGCCUUCCAAGGGAGCUGCUGGGGGCAGGCUCCCGUCCAGCCUUAUUCCGGGGGGGGGGGAGGAGAGGGGAAGGGCUGGCGGAGGCUGUUGCCUUUGUCUACUCAGGGUGCCCCAUGGAUGGCGGGUGUGUGGAAUGAGAGUCUGGCUUCAGCAGGCCGUGUUGCCCAGGCAGGACACCUUCAGGCCCCGCUGUGUGUCCCGCUGCACCCCCCUCCUGUGAUCUGCCCGCGUCACUCCCGCCAUGGUGCAUUUCAUGACUGUUCAGUUCUCCUCCUCCUUCUUCAGUCUCUGGGUAAUAAACACUCUCUGCCGCA